Molecule: messenger RNA, 1146 nt
Organism: Protopolystoma xenopodis
Lineage: Eukaryota; Metazoa; Platyhelminthes; Monogenea; Polystomatidea; Polystomatidae
Source: the annotation of a GenBank genome assembly
AUUUAUCUGGCUGGGGCUCUUUAUGAAGUGCAGGCUGAACUAGCAGAUCUUCAGCAAAAUGUGGACAGUCGAUUGGAGGGGCUUACCAGUCUACGACAGCGCUUGCGUCAGGCUCAUCUCGAGGCUAUGCAGCUGGCUAGCUGGAUCGGUCAAAUGCGCACCGACCUUCAUAGCCACUAUCAUGACCAGCUCUAUCCACCCCGUGAUCAUCACUAUGAUAAAUAUUCUCAUGCAAACAGCAACUCAUGCUGGACUUCGCCUUGUUCCCGAGUCGUUCCAGAUUAUACAGUCACAAUCCCAAGAUCUGUCGACGUGUCUUCUCUGAAUGCUAAAAUUCCUGGUCAGUCAGCAUCUACUAGUUUUACUGAGACAGGAUGGAAAAUCAAUAUCGAAGAGAAGAAUGAAAAAGUUGAGAAGCGUCAACAGGAGAAAACGGAUUGGAAAAAGGACGAGGAGGUAGAAGAAACAAAACUAGUCUCCAAAUUUGCUAAAACUUCGGCUACUAUGCGCCGUCAGAUGAAGGAGAUAGUCAUUCAGAAAAAGUUGCUUUUGCAGCCACUAAUAGAAAAAUUAGAGGCUGCCAUCCAAUCUCCAAUUUCGGUUUCUACUUCAACAUCCGUCCCUUUUUCAAUGUCCAAUCUUAGUGUUAUGAAUCCAUCUCAUGGACUCAAUGAGCUCUGCCAUGAAGGGCCGAUAGGCCAGCAAUCGCUUGCUAUAGAGGCUACGACAACUGAAUUUGAUACCAAUGUUACGGCUAUUAGCACCAAUACUGGCAGCAGUUAUAGCUGUCUUCUAGACCAACUUGGGCUCUCUGGUCCUCUUAUAGAUACGGCCGGGGUUCGCCAACUGAUCGUGGACCUAAAAAACGAUUGGGAGCAUCUGGAGACUGAUGAUGUAACGACAGCUUUAACGAAACUGUUGGCACAAGUUCUCGACUACGUGGAGGUUACUGCCCAGCCAAUCAUUUUGGCAACGGAACCUUCUAACUGCUGGCUUACUUGGUCCCAAAUAUUUCAGUUAAAACAUCUGAAUCAGUUUGUAAAGGAAAUGGAAAUAUUUUUUACCAGUGAGGGUGCUAGUAAAGGAGAUUUGUUUCUUGGUCUCUCAAAGCAGGGAAAGAACCCAUUUUCUGGUGAAUCUCCUUAA